Linnemannia hyalina is the source of this 1011-nucleotide messenger RNA. The record is from the annotation of a GenBank genome assembly. Lineage: Eukaryota; Fungi; Mortierellomycota; Mortierellomycetes; Mortierellales; Mortierellaceae.
AUGAGCACAACAUCCACCGCCUCGGCUACCAUUUCCCAACACAACGCUGCCCUUGUGCCAGAGGAACGCUCAUUCCAGCUCCGGAAUGGACUUGUCAUUAGAGCAAAGCACUGGCGGUCUGCAGCACCUGAAGCCACCCCAAGGGACUGCCGUCGCUUCAUUGCUUUCCAUGGCUACCUCGACAAUGCCGGCUCAUUCGAUCCUCUUGCUCCAAUCCUGCUGGAACAAUUGGGCCCUGAGCCAGUAGAAAUCCUAGCCCUGGAUUUGGCUGGACACGGCACAUCGGAUCAUAGAACCAGCGAGGACUAUGCACUGUGGAGAUACAUUGAGGAUGCCGACCAGAUUGUCGAGCAGCUCGGUUGGCAGAGACAUGCCAUCAUUGGCCAUUCCAUGGGAGGCGCCAUCUCUACUCUCUAUGCCGGUCUCUUUGUGUCAAGAGUCACGUUGUGUGUGUUGCUGGACAACCUGGGGCCAUUGAGCCGCUCAGUUGAAGAUCAGCCCCAGCACCUGCUGGAACACAUUGCCGACAAGAAGAAUCUCCUCACCAAGCGAUCGGCCUUCCACCCAACCAUCGACUCAGCCUGCCAGGCAAGAAGUCAAGGAGGCGCCUAUGGAAUUGCGCCCGAGUAUGCAGCACUCUUGAUGCCUAGAGGAUUACGCCCUGCCGAGAAGACCCUCGAGGAGAAUGGCAACACGGCAGUGAUUCAGGGCUGGACAUGGUCGACAGACCGCCUACUGACGAUCCGUAGCGCCCAAUCUAUGUCUGAGGAUUAUGCCAAGGCCUUCAUGACCCGCAUCACCUGCCCUGUCUUUGCAAUUAUGGCCGAGGAGGGAUUAUUCCAUCUCCAAGACCUGUUGACCCAUAGAGCCGACUGGAUUCACAAGGGCAAGCUGGAUGUGACUUCUGUCCCCGGAAAACACUCUGUCCACAUGGAGAACGCGCCUCUGGUCGCAAGCAAGAUUAUCCCAUGGAUCUUGGCCCAGGAUGUCGGGGAGGUAGCAAAGCUUUAG